CAAACUGUACAAAUAGUAUAAGGAAAUCAUAAUGUAAAAAGUAUUUAAAAUAAAAAAUUCUUUCGGUAUGUGUACCCGAUGUUAGGAUCUCUUUAAAUGUAGAUAUGGCCAUCGUUAAUGCAGAUAGUAACAAAGGAAAGAAUAACUUUCUAGCAGCAUAUCAUAUUUUAAAGUUUUCACAAAAUGAUAAAGAUGAUACGGAAGUCGUGGAUAUUGAACGUAGAUCCCUUGCUGUUAAAUACUUAACUGCAAAACAAUGGGAAUCUGAAGAUAUGGCAUCCUGUUUGCUUCGAAGAAGCUUAGAAGAUUAUCAAAAUUUAAUGCAAAAUAAAAAUGGCAUAAACAAUUAUUGGAAACAAUUUAAAGCACAAACUGUAAAAAUAGACAAUAAUCCACAAAAGUGGAAGUGUGGUUUAAGUGAUGUAGACACUGCACUUAAUUUUGUAAAAUCUUUACCUUGCCAAGACAAUAACACAUUGCCAUGUCAAGAAAAAUUAUUUAAUGACAGACACAUAGAAAAACUUAUUAACAUAUGGAAGAACAAAGAAACAUUUGUACGAAAUAGAAAAAUUAGUACUCAAAUGAAAUCAAAUCUUAGUGUUAAUCAAGAAACAAGUAAUUUGAGUAAUCAAAAAAAGACUGAUAAUAAUGUUCAUUGUGAGGAAAAUAGAUCUAAGUAUUGGUCAAAUAAUUCUAAAGAAGACAGUGAUAAAGUACAAGUAAAUUAUAAUAAAAAACCAGUAUUUAAAUUUCAUCCUGUAGAUCAGGAUAAUCCAAAUUUUGCACAACAAAGAUCUGUUAAAUCUGAGACUAAAAUCCAUUCUAAAUUUGCAGGAAAAGAUUUCUUUAAUACACCUAAACAUAAUCAUGAAUUGCCAGGUGUAUAUAGAAAUAAUACAAAAUUAAAGUCACAAGCUUCUUUUCAAAAUAAAAAAGAAGACAAUGAUAUGGCUAAACCUAAAUUAAAUUGCUUCAAGACUGCCAGGGAUGAGUUAAGUAUGCAACAAAUGAAAAACAACAGGCCAGUACAGAAGAAAACUUUAGGUGGCAAAGUAUCAGUUAAUUCUCAGUUUAUUUGUCCCUUAAAAAGAGAAAAAGAAAAAACAACACAAGGACAAGACAAGUAUUGUAAUGAAACUGAUGAAACAGGAGAAGUGGAAGAUGAAAGACUAAAAAAUAUAGAACCUAAAUUAGUUGAGUUAAUAAAAAAUGAAAUAAUGGACUCAAAGACUGUCAUUUCUUGGGAUGACAUUGCUGGUUUAGAAUAUGCCAAAAAAAUUAUUAAAGAAGUUGUUGUAUAUCCUAUGCUGAGACCUGAUAUUUUUACUGGAUUACGUAGACCACCCAAAGGAAUCUUAUUAUUUGGACCACCUGGUACUGGGAAAACACUCAUAGGAAAGUGUAUUGCAUCACAAAGCAAAUCAACAUUUUUCUCAAUUUCUGCCAGUUCAUUGACUUCAAAGUGGAUAGGAGAAGGAGAGAAAAUGGUGAGAGCAUUAUUUGCAGUUGCCAGAGUUUAUCAACCAGCGGUUAUUUUUGUGGAUGAAAUAGACUCAUUACUCACUCAAAGAUCUGAAACUGAACAUGAAAGUUCAAGGAGACUAAAAACUGAAUUCCUAGUUCAGCUAGAUGGAGCUGCAACUGGGGAUGAAGAUCACAUUUUGAUUGUAGGAGCAACGAAUAGACCGCAGGAAUUAGACGAGGCAGCUCGUAGACGACUUGUUAAAAGACUUUAUGUUCCUCUACCAGAAUUUGAAGCUCGUAAACAAAUUAUAAAUAAUUUGUUAAUAACGAUUUCACAUAAUCUCGACGAAGAAGAUGUUAAUAAUAUAGCUGAACAAUCAAAAGGGUACUCAGGGGCAGAUAUGUCAAAUUUAUGUAAAGAAGCUAGCAUGGGACCAAUUAGGAGUAUUCCAUUUAGUCAAUUAGAAAAUAUUAAAAAAGAAGAUGUUAGACAAGUAACAGUUGAUGAUUUUAAAGAAGCAUUAAUACAUGUACGUCCUAGUGUAUCUCAAUCUAGUUUAUCUGCUUAUGUUGAAUGGGAUGCUAUAUAUGGAACUGGAACAGCACAAAAUUAUAAAGCAUGACUUUAAAGAAAACAAAAUAGGUUAAAAGAAUUUUUGUUAUGAUAUAAACAUUAUUAU
This is a messenger RNA of Megachile rotundata (alfalfa leafcutting bee), 2144 nucleotides long. Its product is annotated as fidgetin-like protein 1. Gene Ontology annotation, molecular function: ATP binding; ATP hydrolysis activity; microtubule severing ATPase activity. NCBI's taxonomy places the organism in Eukaryota, Metazoa, Arthropoda, Insecta, Hymenoptera, Megachilidae. The record is from RefSeq and is a predicted model, not a curated record.